AUGGCAUUUAUGAAACCUCUCGGUUUUAGCGACACAACGAUUGUCUUUUGGCGUCUAGCAGAGCUUUCGAUACUGACGAGAGGAAUUUUUAGAUGCGUUCGAGCAAAAGGUAGCUUAGCAACAGGGGAUGAUCGAGCCAUAACACUGUCUUCAACAUUGUGCUUUGCAUAUCAAAAUCUGGAUAAUAGCGGAAUCAUCGUUGCCUUUGAUAAGCCUCCGAAAAACUGUAUGUCUCCGCAUUGCUUUUAG
Molecule: messenger RNA, 249 nt
Organism: Plasmopara halstedii
Lineage: Eukaryota; Oomycota; Peronosporomycetes; Peronosporales; Peronosporaceae
Exons: 2
Coding region: 1-249 (82 amino acids)
Source: RefSeq, a predicted model, not a curated record